AUGUCGGGGAAAAUGACAUUGUACAAGUUGGUGGUGCUGGGAGAUGGAGGCGUUGGAAAGACGGCCCUUACGAUCCAGCUAUGCCUGAACCACUUCGUCGAAACGUACGACCCGACCAUCGAAGACUCCUACCGCAAACAGGUCGUCAUCGACCAACAGUCAUGCAUGCUCGAGGUGCUGGACACGGCGGGCCAGGAAGAAUACACCGCACUGCGGGACCAGUGGAUCCGGGACGGUGAAGGCUUCGUGCUGGUGUACAGCAUCACGUCGCGCGCCUCCUUCUCGCGGAUCACCAAGUUCUACAACCAGAUCAAGAUGGUCAAGGAGUCCGCCAGCUCCAGCUCCCCCUCCGGCCCGAGCUAUCUGGGCUCCUCCAUGAACCACACCGCCGGCGGCUCACCCCUGCCCGUCCCCGUGAUGCUGGUCGGCAACAAGAGCGACAAGGCCGUGGAGCGCGCCGUCUCCGCGCAGGAGGGCCAGGCCCUAGCCAAGGAGCUGGGCUGUGAAUUUGUCGAGGCCUCUGCGAAGAACUGCAUCAAUGUUGAGAAGGCUUUCUACGAUGUUGUCCGCAUGCUGCGCCAGCAGCGUCAACACUCACAGAACGCGAAGGGCCGCGGGGGUGGUGCCGCGGGCUUCUCGGGUCACCGGGACCGCGAUGCGGGCCCCGAAUAUCCCAAGUCGUUCCGUCCGGAUCGUCGACAUCGCAGUCGUCUCCAGUGUGUUCUCCUGUGA
Molecule: messenger RNA, 732 nt
Organism: Penicillium canariense
Lineage: Eukaryota; Fungi; Ascomycota; Eurotiomycetes; Eurotiales; Aspergillaceae
Gene: rasB
Product: Ras small monomeric GTPase RasB
Exons: 2
Coding region: 1-732 (243 amino acids)
Biological process (GO): signal transduction
Cellular component (GO): plasma membrane
Molecular function (GO): GTP binding; GTPase activity; GDP binding
Source: RefSeq, a predicted model, not a curated record